Messenger RNA from Galeopterus variegatus (Sunda flying lemur), 860 nucleotides. RefSeq names its product olfactory receptor 2V2-like. NCBI's taxonomy places the organism in Eukaryota, Metazoa, Chordata, Mammalia, Dermoptera, Cynocephalidae. Gene Ontology annotation, biological process: G protein-coupled receptor signaling pathway. Gene Ontology annotation, molecular function: olfactory receptor activity; G protein-coupled receptor activity. Gene Ontology annotation, cellular component: membrane. The annotation marks the transcript as partial. The transcript has a single exon. The record is from RefSeq and is a predicted model, not a curated record.
GCCAGCCCCACAGUGACCCUUUCUGGGAACGUUCUUCCCAUCGCCCUCAUCGGCGCCUCAUCAGCCUGGAUCCCCGACUUCACACACCCACGCCCUUCUUCCUCAGCCGGCUCUCUCUCAUGAGCCUCAUGUUGGUCUGUGCCAAUGUGCCGAAGGUGGCAGGUAACUUCCUAUCUGGCAGGACAUCCAUCUGCUUUGGGGGUUGUGGCAUGCACAUUGGCCUCUUCGUCUGUCUUGUGGGAUCUGAGGGGCUCUUGCUGGGACUCGUGGCUUAUGACCGCUCUGUGGACAUCAGCCACCCACUUCACUAUCCCAUCCUCGUGAAUCAGGGGAUCUGUCUCCAGAUUGCUGGGAGCUCCUGGACCUCUGGGAUAAUAGAUGGCUUGAUCCAGACGGUGGUAGUAAUGACCUUUCCCUGCUGCGGCUUGAGGGAGGUAAACCACUUCUUCUGUGAGGUGCUAUCUUUGUUGAAGCUGGCCUGUGUAGACACAUCUCUUUUUGAGAAGGUGGUAUUUGUUUGCUGUGUCUUUAUGCUUCUCUUUCCCUUUUCCAUCAUCAUGGCCUCCUAUUCUCGCAUCCUGGGGACUGUGCUCCGUAUGUGCUCUGCUCAGGCCCAUAAAAAGGCUCUGGCCACCUGUUCCCCCCACCUGACAGCUGUCUCCCUCUUCUAUGGGGCAGCCAUGUUCAUCUACCUGAGACCCAGGUGCUACCGGGCCCCUAGCCAUGACAAGGUGGUCUCUGUGUUCUGCACAGUCCUUACUCCUAUGCUUAACCCCCUCAUUUAUAGCUUGAGGAACCAUGAGGUGAUGGGGUCACUGAGGAAGGGGCUGGACCAUUGCAGGACUGGCAGCCGGCACUGA